UUGUCGGUCCAGGCAGCGUCAACACCUGGCUCGUAGCCGUGUUCAGUGAGCGCCCCGUUAGCCGGCGAGACUGUUUGCAGCAUUCUUGCGAAAUUGGGAGUGUGCGCGACGCAAUAGAGGCGCACUCAAGGAAAACCGGACGUGAUCCCGAACUUCGUGUCUCACCAUACUACCGUUUCUGCGGGGCUGUGACGUACGCAUUAGACGUGAUUCGCUACCUCGUGUAGUCCCGUUUUUACCGCGUUUGUGAGGUUGUAAACACGCGAGGAUGAAGGAUGAGCUAGCGGAGACCACGGACAAGAGUGCCACGGAGCAGCGUAAGAAGAGCGACGCGGAGAAACAGGACGAGGAGAUGACGGAUGCUGCGGAUGGAGCUGAUGAUGUCAAAGCAAAGCCAGCAAAGGAAUCGAAGGAAUCGAAGGAACCGAAGGAAGCGAAGGACGCGAAGGACGCGAAGGAAGAAAAGGAGGAAGAGAAGGACAAUGAUGAGGAUCAGGUGGAAACCAUCGGGGAUGGCGGUGAUUCCAAGGGUGAUUCCGAGAAUGGCGAUGAUUCCGAGGAGCUAGCAGUGAUCGAGGCGGAGGAAGUGGAGGACGACGAGGGCGAGCAAGCAGGCGACGACGGACCAGAAAUCUCCAACGACGACGACGACGAGGCGGAGCGAGCGGAGGAGGAGCUCCACAAGGACGAGCCGCACCAUGACGAACGCAAGGAGAUAGCCAGGAAGGAGAGGGAGCGGCUGAGGGAGAUGAAGAGGAGCAAGAAGAGGGAGCUGGAGGAGCUCAUCAAGCAGCAGAACGACGCCGUGCAGGCCGAAACGGCUGACAACGCCAAGGGGAGGAUCAAGUUCCUGCUGCAGCAGACGGAGAUAUUCCAGCACUUCGCACAGCAGCACGACUCGCCUGUGAAGCCCAAGGGCAAGGGCAAAGGCAAGGGCCGGGGACGAGGGAGCUCGAAGCUAACGGAGGAGGAGGAGGACGAGGAGUAUCUCAAGGAGGAAGAAGAGGCGCUGGGGGACGGUGGCAGCACCACCAGACUGCUCGUGCAACCCUCUUGCAUACAGGGCAAGAUGAGGGACUACCAGCUCGCGGGCCUCAAUUGGCUGAUUCGGCUCUACGAGAAUGGCAUCAACGGCAUCCUUGCCGAUGAAAUGGGCCUGGGCAAGACCCUCCAGACCAUCUCUCUCUUGGGCUAUCUGCAUGAGUUCAAGGGCAUAUCGGGGCCGCACAUGGUGGUGGCGCCCAAGUCCACCCUGGGCAACUGGAUCAAGGAGCUCACCCGCUUCUGCCCCGUGCUGCGCGCCUUCAAGUUCCACGGCAACCAGGAGGAGCGCGCGUACCAGCGCACCAACCUGUUGCAGCCGGGGAAAUUCGACGUGGUAGUAACCAGCUACGAGAUGGUCAUUAAAGAGAAGACGGCGUUUAGGAAGCUGUCGUGGCGGUAUAUUAUAAUUGACGAGGCGCACCGUAUCAAGAAUGAGAACUCGAUCCUCUCCAAGACGAUGCGGCUGUUUUCGUCCAACUACCGGCUGCUCAUCACCGGGACUCCUCUGCAGAACAACCUCCACGAGCUCUGGGCACUCCUGAACUUUCUUCUGCCCGAGAUCUUCAGCUCAGCAGAGGCGUUUGACGAGUGGUUCCAGCUGUCAGACGGCGAGGACCAGCAGGAGGUGGUGCAGCAGCUGCACAAGGUGCUACGGCCGUUCCUGCUGAGAAGGCUCAAGUCGGAUGUGGAGAGAGGGCUUCCCCCAAAGAAGGAGACGAUUCUGAAGGUGGGCAUGAGCGAGGUGCAGCGCAACUACUACCGUGCACUGCUCCAGAAGGACAUAGAGGUUCUCAACAGCGGGGGGGAGCGGUCCCGCCUGCUCAACAUCGCCAUGCAGCUGCGCAAGUGCUGCAACCACCCCUACCUCUUCCAGGGAGCUGAGCCGGGACCCCCCUUCAUCACAGACGAGCACCUGAUAGAAGCUUCUGGGAAGAUGGUGCUUCUAGACCGCCUCCUCCCAAAGCUCAAAGCCAGAGAUUCGAGAGUUUUGAUCUUCUCUCAGAUGACGCGUCUGCUGGACAUCCUGGAGGACUACUGCAUGUUCCGCGGGCACCAGUACUGCCGCAUAGACGGCAACACGGGGGGCGACGAGAGGGAGGCGGCGAUAGAGGAAUUCAACAAGGAGGGCAGCGAGACGUUCAUUUUCCUGCUGUCUACCAGGGCGGGUGGGCUGGGAAUCAACCUGGCCACUGCUGAUAUUGUCAUCAUAUAUGACUCUGACUGGAACCCCCAAGCCGAUCUGCAGGCCAUGGACAGGGCGCACCGAAUCGGGCAGAAGAAGGAAGUGCAGGUCUUCAGAUUCUGCACCGAGCACACGAUAGAGGAGAAGGUGAUAGAGCGGGCGUACAAGAAGCUGGCGCUGGAUGCGCUCAUCAUUCAGCAGGGCAGGCUGGCAGAGCAGAGAGCUGUGAACAAGGACGAGCUGCUCCAGAUGGUGCGGUUUGGAGCGGAGAAGGUGUUCACGUCUGCCAACACCACAAUCACCGAUGCUGAUGUGGACAGGAUCAUUGCCAAGGGGGAGGAGGCGACCGCUGAGCUGGACGCGAAGAUGAGAAAGUUCACGGAGGAUGCGAUCAAGUUCAAGAUGGAUGAUACUGCGCUGUACAGCUUAGCUGAGGGGGAGAAGGAGGAGGAGAAGCCGGACCUGAAGAAGUUUGUCACGGAGAACUGGGUCGAGCCGCCCAGGAGAGAGCGGAAGAAGAACUACUCAGAGGCAGAGUACUAUCGCCAGGCCAUGCGGCUGGGCCCUCCCUCUCAGCCCAAGUCAAAGGAAGCAAGGCUGCCUCGCAUGCCCGUGCUUCACGACUUCCAGUUUUUCAACACGGCUCGCCUCUCGGAGCUCUUUGACAAGGAGGCCAAGGCCAAGCUGCAAAUGUUGGAGCGGCAGGCAGCGAAGAAGGAGGCCAAGGAAGGGGGCGAACCAUUUGAGGAAGAUGUCGAAGACACGCCUGUUCUAACGCUAACUGAUGAGGAGCAGGAGGAGAAGCAGACCCUGCUCAAUCAGGGAUUCAAGUCGUGGACUCGAAAGGACUUCAACCAGUUUCUGCGGCUGUGUGAGAAGUACGGGCGUGAGGACCUGGCCAGCAUCGCACAGGAGAUGGAGGGGAAGACCGAGACGGAGGUUCGGGAGUAUGCUGCCGUGUUCUGGGACAGAUGCACAGAGCUGAAUGAUUGGGAGAAGAUCCUGCGCAACAUAGAGAAGGGGGAGGCGCGCAUCGUGCGGCGGGAGGAGAUCAUGCAGUCGGUGCGGCGCAAAAUGGAGCGGUACAAGAACCCGUGGGUGGAGCUGCGGAUCCAAUAUGGCACCAACAAGGGCAAGUACUACACCGAGGAGAGCGACCGAUUCAUGAUCUGCAUGAUCCAACGGCUGGGAUAUGGCAACUGGGAUGAGCUUCGGGCGGCGGUGCGCCAGUCCCACCUGUUCAAAUUCGAUUGGUUCCUGAAGUCAAGGCAGCCGCCCGAGCUGGCUCGGCGGUGCGACACUCUCAUCCGAUUGGUGGAGAAGGAGAACCAGGAGCUCGAGGAGAAGGAGAGGCAGGCGAAGCGGGACAAGAAGAGUGGUGCAAAGGCAUCUGCAGCAAUCAAAGCAGGCGGUCAGGCAGCAGCAGCAGCGACAACAGCAGCAGACACGACUGCCAGUGGAAGCAGGAAGAGAAAACAAUCGACUCUCGAGGCUUUUGUGAGAAAGAGGUAGUGCAAAGUGGACGUCUUGCUGUGUGUGGAGUGUAAAGGCGUGAACAGCCCUACAUGGUUGACAGCCCGAAACCCUGAAUACGGCGAUGCUACAUGGUUGACAACCCAAUUGCAAUGGAGGUUGUUGCAUUUUCCAAAUGGACGCCCUGAGAUAUCUUUUUAGGCUGAUUUGGGUUUCGGGUCCAGGCCAUAUCUUGGCAUUGGCUAGUACAAAUGAUACAAAGUCUUUUGAGGGACCUGUUGUUGAGAAAUAAGUCUCAAUGGGCAGU
This is a messenger RNA of Closterium sp. NIES-67, 4007 nucleotides long. The record is from the annotation of a GenBank genome assembly. Lineage: Eukaryota; Viridiplantae; Streptophyta; Zygnematophyceae; Desmidiales; Closteriaceae.